AUGACAUUAUCGCAUUUUUGGCCUACAAAAGAGCAGGUGGAACAGUUGGAAGUGCCAGCUUACGAUGAGGAAGUGGCGGCAGAUUUGUACGAACAGAACGAGGGGUACUUGGCGAAAAUAAGUACGUCCAGUCUUCACCAUGCAAGGCAGCAGUUGAGCCGAUUAAGAGUGAAGACAUCUGUUUUGACGCGGUUUGUAGCGUGGUUUCAGACUUUUAUGUUGGCAGUACUAUCGUACGGGCCCACGCCGCAGCAUUUGUCAUUUAUUAUGGAUGGUAACCGCCGAUACGCCAAGAGGUUGGGACAACCAGUGAAAGAGGGUCACAAGGCUGGUGGAGCGAAGCUCAUUGAUAUUUUAUACAUUUGUAAGCGGCUCAACGUGAACAGUGUGAGCGCUUACGCGUUUUCGAUCGAGAACUUUAACAGGUCUCCAGCUGAGGUAGAUACUCUCAUGGGGUUGUUAGGAUACUACAUUGAUCAGUUCACACAAAGGGCGACUGAUGCAAGGGAUGAUUUGUAUGGGAUCAAGCUAAAGAUCGCUGGUGAUAUGUCGUACUUGAGCGGCGAUUUGGUUGCCAAAAUCAGGAAAGCAGAGGAAUUGACUCGCAACGGGACGCAAUUUACUCUAUACUUGGCGUUACCAUAUACAUCGCGUAACGAUAUUGCCCACGCGAUGAAAGUGAGUGUAGAAAAUUGUGUCAAUUCUAACGCUGAUAUCACCGAAGAAGCGCUUACCCAAAAUAUGUAUUUUGAGAAACACUCCGAUAAAUGCGACCUCUUGAUAAGAACCAGUGGCCAUACUAGACUUUCAGAUUACAUGUUGUGGCAGGUCCACGAGAACGGUAUUCUUGAGUUUUCCGACUGUUUGUGGCCUGAUUACGGAUUCUGGAGAUUGUACUUUACCAUGCUCAAGUGGAGCUUUUACAACACUUGGCAACAAGCCAGCUUGAAUUGGGACAAUGAACAACAACAAAAGGAAUAUAGUAAUAAUAAUAAUAAUAAUAAUGCAUCCGGUGGUGGUAAACACAACAAUAAUUCCUCGUGGUUCCCUGCCUUGAGCGACCUAAUGCCAGGUCCGGUGUCAGCCUUUAGAAAGACAAAGGGCAUCUCCUUAGAAUCGCUACCACCCGCCCCAUUGGCAGUGACUGUUGUUGACCGCAAGUAA
Kluyveromyces marxianus DMKU3-1042 is the source of this 1164-nucleotide messenger RNA. RefSeq names its product ditrans,polycis-polyprenyl diphosphate synthase (gene SRT1). The record is from RefSeq and is a predicted model, not a curated record. NCBI's taxonomy places the organism in Eukaryota, Fungi, Ascomycota, Saccharomycetes, Saccharomycetales, Saccharomycetaceae. The transcript has a single exon. Bases 1 to 1164 code for a protein of 387 amino acids. Gene Ontology annotation, cellular component: dehydrodolichyl diphosphate synthase complex; lipid droplet; membrane. Gene Ontology annotation, molecular function: ditrans,polycis-polyprenyl diphosphate synthase [(2E,6E)-farnesyl diphosphate specific] activity.